This is a messenger RNA of Xylona heveae TC161, 1406 nucleotides long. Its product is annotated as putative DNA polymerase delta subunit 4. Bases 318 to 941 code for a protein of 207 amino acids. The record is from RefSeq and is a predicted model, not a curated record. The transcript has 3 exons. Lineage: Eukaryota; Fungi; Ascomycota; Xylonomycetes; Xylonales; Xylonaceae. Gene Ontology annotation, biological process: DNA synthesis involved in DNA repair; DNA-templated DNA replication. Gene Ontology annotation, cellular component: delta DNA polymerase complex. Gene Ontology annotation, molecular function: DNA-directed DNA polymerase activity.
AAUCCUGACGACAUCGAGGUGAAACUAGGUCAAUAUCUUUCAAUUUUCAAGAGCUAUAUGCCAGGUUUGGCCUGAAAACUAAUCCAUAUCGGUGCUCUGAAGAUUCUUAUUCUUUGGAACCCAGGUUUAGCUAUCGUUCCAUAGUCCUGCGCAAGCACCAACCGAUAUCCUAUCUUGGGUAGACAUUCAGCAUUCACACAGCGCACUUGUAACUCCUGACGUUGCGACUCACAAAGGGGCUCAUAUACCAGCGGCCUACUUUCAAUCAUACGACAUCUAUCGUUUCCUUGCACCUGAUCGACACAUAUCUCAACACGAUGUCACCGGCACGACGAACAAAGUCUUCUCGACAGAGUGCAGGCGGACCAUCACAAGCAACGUUAAACUUUGGCAGCUCCCACUCUCGCGUCACCAAGCCCACUGUUGCAAGGACCGGAAAGGAAGCUCUUAAAGAAAAAGACGUAACUACGAAAAAAGACCCUGCGCUUGUUCUGCAGGGUGUCAACGACGACAAUGAUGUCCAAGCCAUUGCUUCGCCGGACCUAGCAGAACCAACGACUGCUGAAGUUGCAAUCAUUGACCAAACCGAGGCUGAAGUGGCCAAGCCCAAGACCAAAGAGGAGCAGGCAGCGGAAAAGGUUUCGGAUGCGCAGCUCAAGCGGUACUGGAAGGCGAGAGAGGAUGAAAGAAAGGCUCCACGAGUACACCAAGAAGGCCUCUCCAUGAACGAGAAAAUACUGCGACAUUUUGAUCUGUCUUCACAAUACGGGCCCUGUAUUGGCAUCGCUCGCAUGAAGCGCUGGCACCGCGCCCAAAACCUGAAUAUGAAUCCUCCCGUCGAAGUCCUCGCGGUACUCCUCCGCGAACAACGCAAAGAUAACAUGAGAGCCGAGCGCGCACAUGUCGAUGAAUUAAUGUCUUCGCGAUUCGUCAUUGACUAGACCGACUGUUCUUUUUAUUCCAUUUCUCUCACUUGUAAUCUCUAGUUGCUUGUUCCUUUUACCCCUUCACCUCCUUUCUUUUUCCUUUUCUUUUUUGACCCUCCUACCUAGCUUUGGAAAACCUCCUUCCAAGUCUUUUGGGUUACUAUCAUGGCUGCCUGCUUUUCUCUCCGACCGUCUUCCCCGUUCUUCUGUCCGCUCUUCCUGUCCGCCAUUCUCCCUUUGCUCCCCUGCUCUUCUUCUACAGCCCUUGCUCUUUUCCAUCCACAAGCACCGACGCUCUCAUCCUAGCUCGCAUGCUCAAAUACUCAUCAGGACAUUAAACCUGCGCCCUAUUUCACUUUUUUCUCAGCCACCUGUAUGCUCAUCAUUAUUGCUUCAGUACCCUCCAGUAUUCUUGCUUACGGGCGUUUAUUCCCCAUUCCCUUUUCUUUUCUUUUCUUUUCCUUUUAACUCAUCCUCCAA